Sitophilus oryzae (rice weevil) is the source of this 1227-nucleotide messenger RNA. Its product is annotated as glycerol-3-phosphate phosphatase-like. NCBI's taxonomy places the organism in Eukaryota, Metazoa, Arthropoda, Insecta, Coleoptera, Curculionidae. Gene Ontology annotation, molecular function: phosphatase activity. The record is from RefSeq and is a predicted model, not a curated record. Gene Ontology annotation, cellular component: cytoplasm. Bases 32 to 964 code for a protein of 310 amino acids. The transcript is spliced from 5 exons.
UGGUUAUCUUCAGCAGUAGAUAGUAGAUACAAUGUCUUCUCUAAUUCGUUUAAGUACUGUUUCGGAUAAAGAAAUUGUAAAGUUACUCGAGUCCAUAGAUUAUAUUAUUUUCGGUAUUGAUGGUGUUCUCCUCACACACAAAACACUGAUCCUAGGAGCAGACAAAUGCGUAGCCAAGCUACGGAAAUUGGGUAAAAAGGUCGGAUUUGUCACCAACAAUCCGGCUUCCCCCAUGCACGCCCUGUCCCACCAUUUGAGGCAUUUCGAUGCUAGCGAAGAAGAAAUAACGAUGCCGAAUGCCGCCAUGAUUUCCUAUUUGCAAAACAUUGGAUUUGACAGGGAUAUUUAUGUGGUUGGUGGAAAACUGUUGAAAAAUAUGUUGAAGAAGGCUGGAUAUAACGUUCUAGAGUAUAAGGAUAUUCAUGACAUUCCUUUAGAAGAAAGUAUGGAUGCCGUCAAACACCUGUCAGGAAAGACCUUAGAUAUUUGUAAAAAUGUAGGAGCGGUUAUAUUAUGCAAUGAUGUAAACUUUUGUUUACCCGCUGCUCAAGUAGCUAUCACUAUUUUGCAAAAUAACGACGAUGUAAUUCUGUUAAGUGGAAUGUCUGACGAUGUGGCUCCUUUAACUGACACCUUUAGAAUUAUUGGACCUAAGUUUUAUAUCGAAGGCAUUGAAAGAUGGACGAAUAGAAAAUGCAUUAAAAUUGCGAAACCUGGAACUGUGUUAAAAGAAUUGCUAAUUUCUAAACAUGAAAUUGUGGAUCCUAGUAGAGUUUUAUUUGUUGGAGAUAGCGUCCCCAUCGACAUUGCAUUUGGAACACAUUGUGGAUUUAAAACUUUAUUAGUACUAUCUGGAAUUACAGAAAAGCACGAAGUUGAGGAAUGGAGUUUUGCUGAAGAAUUUAAACCCGAUUUUAUAAUACAAGAUUUAGGAAGCCUGUUUGAAAAAAUUAAACACAUUUGAUUUAUUGAAUGCAAUAAAAAUUGGUUAUUUGAAUAUGUAUGGAUGAACACUUAUAAGGAUAUCAAAUAGAAAACAAAAUAAUUUUUUAUUUUUAGUAGAUAAUAUUUUAGACUACAUCGAGUUUUAUAUAUUUCAUCGACUGAACAUUUUUUUUUCUUUUUGUACUAUCUAGGAAUGCUUAUAUAUAUUUUUUAAAUAUUUGUACUUGAACAUUUAAACUGACUACUUUUAUAUUUGUCUAAAAUAUAUGAAUCUACAACAAU